Messenger RNA from Xiphias gladius (swordfish), 1940 nucleotides. RefSeq names its product sarcoglycan, gamma (gene sgcg). Gene Ontology annotation, biological process: heart contraction; cardiac muscle tissue development. NCBI's taxonomy places the organism in Eukaryota, Metazoa, Chordata, Actinopteri, Istiophoriformes, Xiphiidae. Gene Ontology annotation, cellular component: sarcolemma; sarcoglycan complex. Bases 125 to 997 code for a protein of 290 amino acids. The transcript is spliced from 8 exons. The record is from RefSeq and is a predicted model, not a curated record.
GUGGCUGACAGACGUGUGAGGAGCUCGAGCACUGCUGCGCCUCAAGCUCCUCGUACCAGCUCGAGCUCUGCUUACUGUAGCAUAGGAAAGAGGACUGCUCUGCCUCAACACACAACACCAGCAGAUGGUGCGGGAGCAGUACGUCACCACCACCCAGGGCAGCAGCGCGCCCAGGCCGGUGCCCGACCAUGUCUACAAGAUCGGCAUCUAUGGCUGGAGGAAGCGCUGCCUCUACCUGUUUGUCUUGCUGCUCAUCAUCAUCUUGGUGGUCAACUUCGCUCUCACCAUCUGGAUCCUCAGGGUGAUGUGGUUCAACACGGAGGGGAUGGGACUCCUACAAGUACACUCAGAUGGGGUCAAGCUGGAGGAGGGCGAGUCGGAGUUUCUGUUUCCUGUCUUCGCUCAAGAGAUCCACUCCAGAGAAGAUUCUUCACUUCUUGUGCACUCAUCAGAAAACGUUUCCCUUAAUGCCCGCAAUGAAGAUGGUGAUGUCACAGGGAGCAUAUCAGUAGGUCCAAAAGAGGCUCAGGGACACGCUCGAAAUCUGCUCAUCAACUCCCACAAUGGCAACAUGCUGUUCACUGCAGAUGGCGACCAGGCUGAGAUUGGACCAGAAAAACUAAGAGUCACAGGUCCCGAGGGAGCACUGUUCCAGCAUUCAGUGGAGACGCCCUUGCUUCGGUCUGAACUUUUCAAAGACCUGAGGUUGGAGUCUCCGACCCGCUCUCUCAGUAUGGACGCACCGAAAGGAGUUCAUAUCAAAGCCCUAGCUGGCAACAUUGAAGUCGCUUCCAACAUGGAUGUUAUUCUGCUGUCUGGUGUUGGACUGCUGGUGCUGGAUGCUGAGACGGUGCGCAUGCCGAGCCUGCCCCUGAGCGAAGGAGGGGUUUCUGGAAAUGCUCAGAAUCUCUAUGAGGUCUGUGUAUGUCCCAGUGGCAAGCUUUUCCUGUCCAAGGCCGAGGUCAUCUCCACUUGCAGCGAGAAUCAGGAGUGCUAGAUAGACUCUGAUAAGGUAAUUGAUUUUCCAUCUCAUAGUAGAUGAGUCUUCUGGGAGGCAACAAGCACAACUGUUUAUAUCUGGCCUUAGUUUUUUUUUUUUUUUUUUAAAUAACAGUGGAUCUACGAUGAUACCACUGCUAGAUCAAGGCCUGUAAAAACAGAAAUGCCUGCUGGCGUACAUGUAGGAGAUGUCAUGAAAUGCAUCCUUUUAGUUGCAUUUAUGACCUUCUAACUAUUCAGCUGAAACAAAUUGGCACCGAGUACCAAAUUUAUCUGCAUCAGAGGUUUGGGGAGAACUAUUUACACACACAGUAUCAUGGCUGGGCAAUGAGGAGCUGGUAACGGCUUACAUCCUAUGCAAUAUUAUUUUGUGGUGCAAUAAAUGAAAUUGACACAUAUCAAGGGCUUGGAAUAAUAAAAGAAUAAAUGUCUCAAAUGGUGACAGAAUGUUAUUGAAAAUAAUUUUGUUUUACGUGUGUCCCUCUGGCUGCAAGCCCUUGGUAUGUUGUAUUUUGGUUUUGGUGUUUAGCAUGUUUUUAUUCAAUUGGAGAAAAAUUCGAGAAAUCCUGGUAUAUAUUUUGUCAUUGUCAUAGUCACUUCAGAGAUUCAGAGAUGGCAGAUUUAUCUCCUUUUUUUUCCAACUCAAAUUCAGAUACAACUCUGGGCAAAAGACUUGUUUCUUGUUUCGCUUCAAUUGCUUCCUAAGGUUGAAAUUAAAAUACCCAGCCCUUAUAGUACCAUAAAGUGUUAAAAGUGUGGUAUCAUAUCUGUAAUUAUGUGUUUUCUCCCCAGUUUAUAAGACUAUGUAUGUUUGGCCUGUGUUAUCUUUAAGCACUUCAUAAGCAUGUAAUUAUGCACGACACGACAGACAGCUUUUUCUUUCAAGCAAGCUGGUCUGUGUUUGUUCAAUAACCUCAUCUAUAGUCAGGGUCUAUGACUAA